AUUUUAUUUCCUGUAGCCGAUUGCUAUGAAUCCUCCAAUGGUCACAUUCACUACGCCGACUACAAAUCCUCCUGUGGACGCAGUCAGGAGGUAUGAACUUCUUGAUCUAGUUGGAGAAGGUAGAAAUGGAGAGGUCUAUAAGGCCGUGGACCUGAAACUUACGAGGCUUUUUGCCAUUAAGAUAAUUCCUUUCCAUAAUAAAGAGUCUGGUUUUCCAUCUGAUGUCAUGAGAAAAAUAGCUUUGAUGGCGGAGUUGGAACAUAACAACGUUAUCAGGAUACAUACUGUGGAAAGGCUGCCAGGCUAUUCAUAUGGCUGUAGACUUGUUAUGGAGUACGGAGAAUCGAACCUUUCCAGGUACAUCGUAGAGCAUGCGAAAAGAGGAAUACCUCCAGAAAAGGCAAAACUAUUUCUUUUGCAGAUACUUCAAGGUCUCAAGCAUUGUCAUUCUCGAAAAGUUAUGCAUCGAAAUCUGAGACCUGCAAACAUACUACUAACUGCCAACGAAGUAAUAAAGCUAUCUGGUUUUGGUAGCAGCGACGCAUUUGAUGUUCCUAAUCUACAAAAUAAUCACAAUGUUGGAAUUCUUCGGUACAGGGCACCUGAAAUGCUGCUUGCUCUGCCGUACACCAAUUUGGUCGAUAUCUGGGCUGUGGGUUGUGUUUUCGCUGAGCUUGUGGCAUCAAAACCUCUGUUUGAUGGAACUUCAAAUCCUGCUGUAAUGAUGAGCAUAGGCAGCAUAUUUGGAGUGCCGACUCCGGCAGAUCUUAAGGGAGCCUCGUCAUAUUUUGACAACAAGCUUGGAUUAUAUGAGCCAAAAAAUGUCGAACCCAGGAUAAGCCUUGCCCGUCUUGUUCCAAACCUCUCGAGAAAAGGACUCGACCUUCUACAGAAGAUGCUGUGCAUUAAUCCGUGUAGAAGGAUUACUGCUGCCAAUGCUCUGCGGCAUCCAUUUUUCAAAGAUUUGCACGCAGAACGCGCGAGGACUCCUUAAGAUCAGUUACAAAAGGUAACAAAAAUAUAAGAAUCGAACCCUCUUUUUGGCCUUAUGUGUUUUUUUUUUCUUUGGCUUAGGAUGCACUUCAGAACUAAGUGUACACACUAUCUCGAAUGUGCAGUAUAUCUCUUUUAGCUUCUUUUCUUACAGUUGUCGUUACGACAAAUAGAUCUUAAGAUCUGUUAAAUGUAGGUAGACGAUUUCUUACAUUCUAUGAACUCUUUCGGAAUUUGGAAUUAUGCUGAGGUAAAAAAUGCUCACAAUUUAAUAUCAGAUCGA
Andrographis paniculata is the source of this 1276-nucleotide messenger RNA. RefSeq names its product cell division control protein 2 homolog A-like. Bases 26 to 994 code for a protein of 322 amino acids. Gene Ontology annotation, cellular component: nucleus; cytoplasm; cyclin-dependent protein kinase holoenzyme complex. The transcript is spliced from 9 exons. Gene Ontology annotation, molecular function: cyclin-dependent protein serine/threonine kinase activity; cyclin binding; ATP binding. Gene Ontology annotation, biological process: signal transduction; regulation of G2/M transition of mitotic cell cycle; regulation of meiotic cell cycle. NCBI's taxonomy places the organism in Eukaryota, Viridiplantae, Streptophyta, Magnoliopsida, Lamiales, Acanthaceae. The record is from RefSeq and is a predicted model, not a curated record.